AUGACCUCUCUCACCACUACCCCCCCUCGUUCCAUCCUCAUUGGCAAGCAAAAGGACCAAGUCCAUGCCAAUGUCCGAAUCGUCCAUGAGAAAGCUCGCUCCAAUGGUUCAGAUGUCUCAUACACUGAAUAUCCCAUCGUGCCUAUUCCCGCGCACCUCGCCGACGAAACUUCAUCGAAUGAUAGCUACCGCGCUUCGCAGCCUUCGUCUCUGAGAUCAUGGGUCUUUGAGUCAGUCGGUACACCAGAUACUCAGAGAACUUCGGUGACUAGUCGCCCUGGCUCAAAGGGCACCGAUCUAAUUGCUCCUAUUCCCCGCCUUCCUAUCUCAAUCAGCAACAACACAUCUGUUGGCUCUCACUCUGAUGCUGGCCACUCGUCUACUCCUUCUGUUGAUGAUGAGAUCACGCCUGUUCCUCAACCCUCGGCCGAGCGCGAUAAUACACCGGAGUUCAAGAGGGAUGGUGCUGAACAGGCUAAGCCCAAGGUCGAGACUGCUUCUGAGGAUGAUGUCGGCAAUGCUGUCUUGCUGAAGCGUGGCAAGAGAAAGGUCACUAUUCAAAAGUACGUUCUCACAGCUGGUCUGAUUGCAGUCAACUUCAUGUUCAUCUUUGCCAGUUGGUACUGGCCCAGAUACUACUACAUCUACCUACCCUUCAUCUCCUUCCCCCUCGUCCUCAACUGCAUCAUGAUCGCUUCCAUCGCUGCCUUCACCCUCAUCCACUGGGUCAGUCCCGAGGAGCAAAUCAAGCCCGCAUCCCCCGAGAACAUGGUCUACGUAAUACCCUGCUACAACGAGACUCUCGAAGAGUGCACUCGGUCCCUCGACUCUCUUGUCAACCAGACAGGGCUUGAGAAUCACAAGAAGGGCAUCAUGGUUAUCUGUGAUGGCCGUGUUCGUGGUCCUGGUAUGACAAAGACCACUGGCGACUACCUCAACGAGGAUAUCUUCCUUCACCAGACACAGAGGAAGAAGAUUCGAGGCGCAUAUACUGCUUGGGACGGUCAGCAGAUGGACAUUGAGAUCUCGAAGGGCUUCUACAAGGGCCUGCCCUUUUACUGUAUCGUCAAGGACCAGAACCAAGGCAAGCGUGACAGUCUCAUCGUCAUUCGAUCUUUCCUCUACAAGUUCAACACACGUGCCCAGAACCCUGAAUCCAUCUUCUCGCGUGAGUUCCUCGACUCCAUGACUAGCUGGCUUGAGAACGAGGUCAAGAUGGACAACGUUGAUCAUCUCAUUGGGAUGGAUGCCGAUACUGUCUUUGAGGACGGGUGUGUCACUGAGCUUCUCAAGGAGUCGUACUAUCCCAACACUGUCGGUGUCUGCGGUUACGUUGCUGUUGACUUCAAAGAUGGCAACUGGAACCUCUGGUCCAUUUACCAAUCUGCCGAGUACACCAUCGCCCAGGGUCUUCGUCGUCUUCAUCAGUCCAUCGCCACCAAGAAGGUCUCCUGUCUUCCUGGAUGCUGCCAACUUCUCAAGAUCUGCGAUGAAACCUGUGGUGAUCUCGUUCUCAUUGACCUCUUCGGUUACUUCCCCAAACACAUGGACGGUAUGCUCAAGCGUAUCCGCGCUACAGCCUCAGAGGAUCGUAACCACAUUUGCCAAUUGCUCGUCACGUUCCCUCACGCCCAGACUCGCCAGGCCCUUUUUGCCCGCGCUUACACUGACGUCCCUCACUCUUGGAACGUCUUCCUCUCUCAGCGUCGUCGCUGGACUCUUGGUGCUACUAGCAACGACCUUCUGCUCUUCUGUGCUUGGAACACUCAAUGGUGGGAGCGCAUCGUUGCUUUCUCCAACGUUCUCACCUGGUCUCUCAACGUGUUCGUCAUUGCAUCGAUUGGCUGUAUGAUUGUCGCUUUCAUGAGUCAACCUUGGUGGCUAAUCAUGUGUUUCGCUGGUGUAAUGAUUAUCCCUCUUCUAUACUAUGUAAUCAUGGCUACUUGGCUUCCUCGAAACCUUGUUGAGCGUGCCCAGUUCCUGCUGGGCCUGGCUGUCUUUGUCUUCCUCGGUCCUUUCCUCAACAUCGCUGUUAUGCUAUACGCGGUUGUCAACAUGGACAACUUUGGCUGGGGUAAGACAAGGAAGGUCAUCACCGAUGAUUCCGAAGAGGAGAAGUCAUCGCAGAAGGAGGGUGUUGUCUCUGAUAGCAGCUCGACUGAGCCUAAGGAGAAGACUGCUACAGCAGUGUAG
Molecule: messenger RNA, 2193 nt
Organism: Fusarium proliferatum ET1
Lineage: Eukaryota; Fungi; Ascomycota; Sordariomycetes; Hypocreales; Nectriaceae
Exons: 3
Coding region: 1-2193 (730 amino acids)
Cellular component (GO): cell septum; cell periphery
Molecular function (GO): chitin synthase activity
Source: RefSeq, a predicted model, not a curated record